This is a messenger RNA of Limanda limanda (common dab), 2801 nucleotides long. Its product is annotated as gastrula zinc finger protein XlCGF57.1-like. The transcript is spliced from 2 exons. NCBI's taxonomy places the organism in Eukaryota, Metazoa, Chordata, Actinopteri, Pleuronectiformes, Pleuronectidae. The record is from RefSeq and is a predicted model, not a curated record. Bases 9 to 1631 code for a protein of 540 amino acids.
CGGAGGACAUGUCCCCCUUUUCGCCCCUGCGGGUGUCGCUCCAGCAGCGGAUCCUCUCGGCCGCUGAGCACUUCCUGCUGCAGCUGGAGGAAGCAGAAGAAGCGGCUCGAGUCCCGGCGCUGAGAGCGAUGCUCACCGAGCGGCUAACGGCGGAGAUCGUCGCUGUGUUGGAGGAAACCGUGGCGGAGUGGGAGGAGCGAGUGGAGCGGUCCCAGCGGGAGGUCUGCCGCCAGAGGAGGCUGCUGGAGGCCGUGAUGAAGCCCGAGGUCCGGCUAACAAGAGCAGACGUCCAGCAGCUGGUGCUGAGUAGAGCUGAGGUUCCCUCUGAGCAGUGGAGCCCCCUGGUGGACCAGGAGGACCCAGAGCCCCCCCACAUUAAAGAGGAACAGGAGGAACCGUGGACCAAGCAGGAGGGAGAGCAGCUGGAGGAGGCGGACAUCAAGUUCACAUUGAAUCCUGUCGCUGUGAAGAGUGAAGAAGAUGAGGAGACACCUCAGUCGUCACAGCUUCAUCAGAGUCAGACUGAGGAGAACAGAGCGAACUGUGGAGAACCAGAACCAGAACCAGAACCAGAACCCUCAGGUCCUGAGGGACAUUUACAACCAGGUCCUGAGACUGAAGACUCCUCAGAGACUGCAGACAGUGAAGGUGAUUGGACAGAGGUCAGGGAACCUCAGCCUGUAGAUGAUCCGCGAUGCAACACAGAGCAGAAAGCAUUCAGCUGCUCUGAGUGCAGUAAAACAUUUAGUAGGAAGGAUUAUCUGAAGACACACUUUACAGUUCACACUGGAGAGAAACCUUUCAGCUGCUCUGAGUGUGGUAAGAGAUUCACCAGAAAGGAACAUCUGAAGACGCAUAUGAAAAUACAUACGGGAGAAAAACCCUUUUGUUGCUCCGAGUGUGGUAAAAGAUUCAGGAUCAAGGGAGAAAUGCUGACUCACAUGUCGGUGCACACAGGGGAGAAACCAUUCAGUUGCUCUGAGUGUGGUAAAAUAUUUAGGCUCAAGCGCCAACUGCAAAAACAUGGGACAGUUCAUACAGGAGUGAAACCCUUUAGUUGCUCUGAGUGCGGUAAGACAUUUGGUCAGAAGGAGUAUCUGAGGUCCCACAUGAGGAUCCACACCGGAGAGAAACCCUUCACCUGCUCGGAGUGUGGGAAACAGUACCACCACCAGGCCGGUCUGCAGGCACACAGGAGGAACCACACCGGAGACAAACCCUUCAGCUGCUCCGAGUGCGGCAAACGAUUCAACCACAAGAGCCGCCUGCAGAUCCACGAGAGGAUUCACACCCGGGAUCAACCCUUCACCUGCUCCGAGUGCGGCCAGAGGUUCAGUUACCAGGCCAACCUGGUGGCUCAUGUCAGAAGUCACACAGGAGAGAAACCCUUCAGCUGCACGGAGUGUGGUCAGAGCUUCAGCCGGAAGGACAGUCUGCAGAUCCACGCACGGCUUCACACCGGAGAGAAGCCGUUCAGCUGCAGCGUCUGCAACCAACGCUUCAGCUGGAUCUACCAGCAGAAGAACCACCAGUGUGGAGAUGAGACUUCAGAGCUUCACCGGAGUGAGGGGAGCAGAGAGGACUGUGGAGGACCAGGACCAGCCGGGAACUCAGGCUCUGAACGGUCUUAAGGCCGAUGCUUCUCCGGUUGGACAGACCCGGGCAGAGGAACGCCCCCCCGAGCGCCUCAGAGAGCUUCUCCUGCACCUCAGAUGGUUCUAACUAUCCUUGGGUCUUAAGGAGAGUCUGGGCCCGGCCCUCGGCUGUGAUUGGUCCGCUAACGACAUCAUUUACGCACGACGUCAUAUCCGGAACCUCAUUACCGGACGUCAAACUUGUUUCAUAAAAUACGUUACAAGCAAAGUCCUGCUCCAGGUCAAGCAGCUCCAUCAGCCUCUGUCUGUCAGCUUCCAUCGUUCACUGUGUGGGAGGAAGAUUCAGAUUAAUAUACAUUUAUUUGUCCCAAACACAAGAACACUCAUGCAAGGAGGGAAAUGUAACCUCUGCUUUUAACCCAUCACAGAGCAGUGAGCAGCCAUGUACGGCGCCCGGGGAGCAGAUGUUGGGGGAGUAAGGUGCCUUGCUCAGGGGCACUAGACAGGGUAGGGAGAAUCCUCUUGGAUUUUUGGACAGAUCAAUCCAGGUUCGUCUUCUUGUUGUUUCUCCGUGGAGUCGAACCAGAGACGAACCAGAGACCUUUUCUGCCCAGAGUCCAAGUUUCUGACACUAGUCCACCACCUCUCUCCGAGGCAGGAGCAGGUAAACAAACUAACCUGGACUUCUUCCACCUACUGCUCUGGCGGUGAGUUGUUUUCAGCACCCAGCCUUGGAGAAGCAUAAAUGAAAAAGAGUCGGUGGGAUCCGUGCCCCCCCCCCUGGAGUCUUUACUCUGUAGAAGACGGAUGAAUCUUCUGAAGCUCAGGCUGAAGACAGGAGGCUGGUUAGAAGACGACAGUGGAACCUCAGUCUGUUUUAAACACAGACGCCUACAAACCUCCUGUAAGAGUUUAGAGAUUCUAUUGUUCUCCAAAGUGUUUUAACAAAACAAUGUAGUUGAUUCUGUUGAUAAUAGUUUACGAUUGUGCAAUAUUCACCUUCUGGCUCAUUGUCUCGGUUUUUCCACGUCUUGUCAAAUGAGCAUCCUACAGACAUUUAUUAUCAUGAUAACGAUACCACGACAAUUUUGACUUUGUCUUUACUUCGGUUUUACACCGCCCAGUCAACGACUCAGAGGGAGACAGAGAGAGACAGAGACUCAGAGGGAGACAGAGACUCAGAGAGACUCAGAGGGAGACAGAGAC